Messenger RNA from Ctenocephalides felis (cat flea), 2079 nucleotides. It is a transcript of the gene sbr, whose product is annotated as nuclear RNA export factor 1. The coding region runs from base 211 to 2079 and encodes 622 amino acids. The record is from RefSeq and is a predicted model, not a curated record. Gene Ontology annotation, cellular component: nucleus; cytoplasm. Gene Ontology annotation, molecular function: protein binding; RNA binding. The transcript is spliced from 11 exons. Gene Ontology annotation, biological process: poly(A)+ mRNA export from nucleus. NCBI's taxonomy places the organism in Eukaryota, Metazoa, Arthropoda, Insecta, Siphonaptera, Pulicidae.
UAUUUGACAUUAGUUGUUUUCUGUCUCUCUGUGAAAUUAAGUUACAAUUAAUAUCUCUUAAUAAGAUUAAUAACUCAUAAAUCUAUAUAAUACGAUUUUUAUUUAUCGAGAAGUAUCGGAAAAGGCAUUCAAUCGUAUAUGAAACUGCAGCAAUUGCUAGCAAAUUAACAAAUACUAUACUGCAAAGCAGUCUGACAUUGCCACGGAAUCAUGCCUAAAAGAGGUGGUAACAGGGGCAAUGGUAAUAGGGGAAGCUGGAAUUCCACACAUUUCAAUAGCAGAUUUAGAGAUGAACAUGAUGACCGAACAAAAGAUAGCACUCGCCGUGUUAGCUUCAAGACAAACCAAAAUCGUCAUCAUGGUGGUCAAAAAUUUAAAAACUAUGAAGUGUCAGUCCGAGCACACCUUUUGGAUGAAGAUAUUGACAUGACUGGAUUGAGUACAUCCCAGGUCAGACCUAUAAAUCGAGGAAACAGGAGAGGAGAUAGACAUGAGGGACGAAAUCGUAAUUCGCCAUUGCCAAAUAAAAAAUUAUUACCAGGACCAUCAGGUUUCUAUGAAGUGAUGAUACUAUACAUGAGAAAUUAUGACAAGGAUUUCAUAAUUAAAACUAUUCAUAGUCGUAUACAACCUGAUCCAUUUCAUCCUCUGUACUUCAAACUGGAUCAAGAUAAAGCUAUCUUUUAUGUUGAUAGUUUUCCUAUUGCAGAAAAAAUCUUCAAGCUAGAUAGACUAAUUACUUUACCAAAUGGACACAAAAUGAUAAUAAAAGUUCGAUCGGGGAUACCUCAACUUACCAUCAAUGAAAACCUUCGUGAAAAAAUGAUUGCAGCAUUUGCUAAAAGAUAUAACCCAGCUGCGAAAGCAUUAGACUUGUCUAGCUUUCAUACUGAUCCUGAAUUAUCUGAUGUGUAUUGUUCUUUGGCUAGACCACAAGUUAUGAUUGAAGCUAUUGGUAUAAUAGCUUCUAGAAUACCAGAUUUAGUAGCUUUAAAUUUAGACAGCAAUAAAAUUCAUAUCACAGAUCACAUGAAAUGUAUAACUGAAAAAUUACCUAAUAUCACAAUAUUGCAUUUAAAAAAUAAUAAGUUGCUACAUACAAGUCGUUUAGAGGUUUUGAAAAAGCUACCGUUGGUGGAACUGAUUUUAGAAGGAAAUCCAUUAAAAGGCAAAUUUAGAGAUCCUAGUGUUUAUGUAAGAGAAAUUCGAAAAUUGUUUCCAAAGUUGGUGAAAUUGGACGGAGCAGAAAUUCCACCAGAGAUAUCAUUUGAUUUGGGAGAAGCUGUUGACUUACCUACAUCUAAAGCUUCUUUUCUUUGCAAUGCGGGUGCUGAGGGUAUUAUUCGGCAAUUUUUGCAGCAAUAUUUUACUAUUUAUGAUUCUGAGAGCAGACAACCCUUGCUAGAUGCAUAUCAUGAAAAUGCAAGAAUGUCCGUAUCUGUUUUCUUCACCACUGAAAAGAAUACUGUGUACCAUAAAGUUAAUCGUAAUUUGUUUCGCUGUCGAGAUAUUGAUUCAAGACACAGAACACUAAAAGAAGGCCGCUUGCAUGUUGUAGCACAUCUAACAGAAUUACCAAAAACGCAACAUGAUCCUACAUCAUUCGAAGUAGAUCUGACUGCUUGUACCCCUGACAUGAUGCUCCUGUCCGUAUCUGGACUUUUCAAAGAAUUAAAUGGUGAAAACGAUCCACCAAUUCGAUGCUUCCUUAGAGUUAUGGUUAUUGUACCUGCUGGAUCUGGAUUUUGUAUCAAAAGUGAAGAAAUGGUUAUAAAUACUGCAACACCUUCUCAAAUUAAAGGAGCUUUUCAAGCUCCAACAGCUCCUGUAGCAGGAACCUCUGUGCAACCUGUACCUGUAUCAGCUCCACCAGUUGCUGUAGUAAUACCAAAUCCGGCUGUGAUUGAUGAUUCCACUAAAAAACAAAUUAUUCAGCAGUUAUCAGCGCAUACCAAUAUGAACCUUGAGUGGUCAGAAAAAUGUUUGAUGGAGACUAAUUGGGAACUCCAAAGAGCUGUAUUUGUUUUCACAGAACUGAGCAAAGAAAAUAAAAUACCUCCAGAGGCUUUCAUAAAAUAA